AUGCCAGUGACCUUUGCCCUCCUGCUCCUCCUGAGCCAGGCCAGCGCAGACCCAUGCUACCAUCCAGGGGGCCGCCCCCGCUUCUGCCUCCCACCAGUGACCCAGCUGGCCGCCAUGGCUGCCUCCUGUCCCCAGGCCUGCAUCCCCUCCCCGGGGGCGGAUCUCGGCCCCCGGGCCACCUGCAAUGGCAGUCUGACCCUGGCUCUGGGUGGCCCCUUCCUCCUGACGUCCGUCAGCCUGCGCUUCUGCACCCCGGGACCCCCAGCCCUGGUCCUGUCUGCCGCCUGGGCCACCGGAGGUCCCUGGAGAUCACUGUGGCGCAGACCCGCCUGGCCGGGGGCCUUGGGAGGCCCCGAGACGGUGACCUUCCGAGCCCCACUGGGCCCUAAGGCCAGGGUGGUGGCCAGUCACCUCCGUGUGGAGCUCGGGGGCCAGGCAGGGCUGGCAGCAGCAGGAGUGAGAGGCCGCUGCCAGUGCCAUGGCCACGCAGCCCGCUGUGCUGCCCGUGACCGGCCGCCCCGCUGCCGCUGCCGCCACCACACCACCGGCCCAGGGUGUGAGAGCUGCCGCCCAUCCCACCGCGACUGGCCCUGGCGGCCUGCCACGCCCCGGCACCCUCACCCUUGCUUGCCCUGUUCCUGCAACCAGCACGCGCGACGCUGUAGGUUCAACUCUGAGCUGUUCAGGCUAUCGGGCGGCCGGAGUGGGGGUGUUUGUGAGCGGUGCCGCCACCACACAGCCGGGCGGCACUGCCACUACUGCCAGCCGGGGUUCUGGAGGGACCCUAGCCAGCCCAUCAACAGCCGCAAGGCCUGCAGGGCCUGCCAGUGCCAUCCUAUCGGGGCGACAGGUGGUACCUGCAACCAGACCAGUGGGCAGUGCUCCUGCAAGUUAGGGGUCACUGGCCUGACAUGCAGCCGCUGUGGUCCCGGCUACCAGCAGAGCCGCUCCCCCAGGAUGCCCUGCCAGCGAAUUCCAGAGGCAACCACCACCCUUGCUACAACCCCUCACGCUUACAGCUCAGACCCUCAGUGUCAAAACUACUGCAAUAUCUCGGACACCAGGGUCCACAUGAGCCUUCGGAGGUACUGCCAGCAGGACUACGUGCUCCGCGCGCAGGUGCUGGCGUCCGAGGCGGCAGGCCCGGCGUGGCAGCGGCUGGCCGUGCGCGUCCUGGCUGUAUACAAGCAGCCGGCGCGGCCUGUGCACCGUGGCGGCCAGGACGCCUGGGUGCCCCGCGCCGACCUGGCCUGUGGCUGCUUGCGCCUGCGGCCCGCCACCCACUACCUGCUGCUGGGCAGCGCGGCCGCCGGCUCCGACCCCGCGCGCCUCGUCCUCGACCGCCACGGCCUCGCGCUGCCCUGGAGGCCGCGCUGGGCCCGGCCGCUGCGGCGGCUGCAGCAGGAGGAGCGCGCCGGAGGCUGCCACGGCCUGCGGCCUUCGACACCGAGCCCCGAACCCAGGAUCUAGAGCCGGAGUCGGGCGGCCUCGAACUCCAAGGAAGGAGCUGGAAGCAACCGCGAGAGGAGUCUUCUACCUCGACGGUGCGUCCCUCAGCAAGCCAAUCAGACGCCGCGGAGCCCCUGACGUCACUUGCAUGCGCCAGCACCGAGGAGGCAUGAGGGACUUUUAAAUAAAGGCGGCAAACCUCUUGGUCUCUGGCUAGGACACUCGGCCUGUGACCUACGCAGCUAGUCCCCUCAAUAAAGUCUCAACUCUUGGGGAAA
Molecule: messenger RNA, 1727 nt
Organism: Balaenoptera musculus (blue whale)
Lineage: Eukaryota; Metazoa; Chordata; Mammalia; Artiodactyla; Balaenopteridae
Gene: NTN5
Product: netrin 5
Exons: 6
Coding region: 1-1470 (489 amino acids)
Molecular function (GO): protein binding
Source: RefSeq, a predicted model, not a curated record